This is a messenger RNA of Megalopta genalis, 1754 nucleotides long. The record is from RefSeq and is a predicted model, not a curated record. Lineage: Eukaryota; Metazoa; Arthropoda; Insecta; Hymenoptera; Halictidae.
AAAAUGGUCUGUCUCUGUCAUGUGCAGUUAACUCCGAGCUCUGAUUUAGACUCUACGUUGUGCACUUCGUAGUAACGUGCGGUUACUUCGUGAACAGAAAAUAUUUUUUCAUUGAUGUUAGAUUGUGCUUAAUGUAUCUGUAAUUAUAAAGUUGAUUACAGUAAAGAAAAACAAUAAAUCGUAUUGAAAUCGGUAAAAGUAAAAGGAAGAACAAUUCUUUGGUGUUGUUCGAGAAUCACGAUAUCAAGAAGAAUAAGAAUUUGCUGGUCAAGUGUCGUUUUAUAUUCAUAAAUGACAGCAGACAACACCUACAGUAACGAGCAAGUAAUUCUUGUGACAGGCGGUUAUGAUCAUACCAUUAAAAUAUGGCAACCUCAUACAGGAGUUUGUCAACGCACUGCAGAACACACGGAUUCGCAAGUUAACGCUUUGGAUAUUACUCCAGAAAAAUAUGGCGUUGCUGCUGCAGGGUAUCAACAUAUCAGAAUGUACGAUUUAGUUUCAAAUAAUCCAAACCCAGUUAUUAAUUAUGAAGGCGUAUCAAAGAACAUUACAGGCUUGGGUUUCCAGGAAGAGGGUAAAUGGAUGUAUACCGGAGGCGAAGAUUGUUCCGCGCGCAUUUGGGACCUUAGGUCGAGUAGCUUUCAAUGCCAAAGAAUAUUUCAAGUAUCGGCUCCUGUAAAUUGUGUGUGCUUACAUCCUAACCAGGCAGAACUUAUAGUUGGCGAUCAAAGCGGUGUCAUACAUUUGUGGGAUUUACGUUCAGAUCAUAACGAACAACUGAUUCCAGAAGCUGAAGCAUCGGUGCAAGAUGUUACAAUUGAUCAGGAUGGUACGUACAUGGCAGCGGUAAAUAACAAAGGCCAUUGUUACAUUUGGACGCUGACUGGUGGUGUUGGAGAAGAACCAACCCGCCUUAAUCCUCGCCAUAAGCUUUUGGCACACAAGCGUUACGCUCUUCGAUGCAAGUUCAGUCCCGAUUCUACGCUUUUAGUGACUACGUCGGCUGAUCAAACUGCACGAGUUUGGAAGACUACAGACUUUUCAGAAGCACAAGUGCUUCAGCAUGAAGCGAAACGAUGGGUUUGGGACGCUGCGUUCAGCGCGGAUUCACAAUAUAUAUUCACUGCUUCAUCCGAUGGCGUUGCCAGGUUGUGGAAUGUAUCAACAGGAAUCGUCGAACGAGAAUAUGUAGGUCAUACCAAAGCACUUACUGCUCUCGCAUUUCGUGACGAAGUACUCUCAGUUUCCUAAGCAAAUAGAGUUCUUUUUUUAUUUGAGUUGACGAUAAAUAUUAUAUUUUCGCGUGAGUAUGUCACUCGGCGAUAACGGAACAUUAACUUCGAUCAGAUGGAAUGCGGAUCUCCUACUUUUGAAUUGUUUAUUUCAGUUUCACUGCGCAUAUUUUACGAACGUGUUCACAUACAUUUCGUCAAGUUUAAAUUCCUUUCUUAAAACAUCUUCCCACAUUUUUAGUAUGUAUAUGGAUCAUGUAAUAAUUUAUAUAAACAACUAGAAAACGUUACUUUCAUUUCCCAAUGCGUGGGAAUAAAUAAAAAUAAUCAGGAUAAUUUUAUGAAAAGAACAGUAAUUAUAUUCGUCGAUCAGGGCGAACAGUUUUGUAUUGUAAAACUAGGAAAAUUAUGAAUAUACGUUUUCAUCAUUGAUUAAUUGUUGAUUCUGAAGUCGUUCUUAAGAAAUAUUAAACACAGCUAUUGUAACAACUUCAAUUGUUACGAAAGGAUACUUCAAAA